Messenger RNA from Arachis ipaensis, 840 nucleotides. Lineage: Eukaryota; Viridiplantae; Streptophyta; Magnoliopsida; Fabales; Fabaceae. The record is from RefSeq and is a predicted model, not a curated record.
AUGGCCACCAAUCAGGGAGAUAUGUACCGCCUGAACAGUAUUGCGCAUGUUGCCGGAUUUAUCGAUGAAGAGCCAACUCGAUGCAUUAGGAGCGUUCAUAGGCAACAAAAGAUGGUAAUGCAUGAUCGUAUACUGCCCUACAUAGAUCGUGCAAAUUUAUUGCAUGUUACAAGGUUGAAUGAUUAUUGGUUCAAGCUUGACGAGCCGUUGAUUAGUACAUUCGUGGAGCGAUGGCAUCCUGAGAGCUAUACGUUCCAUAUGCCGUUUGGGGAGUACACGAUAACACUACAGAAUGUGGCAUACCAGUUUGGCCUCCCUAUUGACGAUCAUGUAGUGAGCGGGUGUCUGAGUGAUUUCGAGCAGUUGAUGGAGGGGGAAGCCUGGCUGGGUGUGAACAAGUUCAGAGCGUUGCCCCCUAAUGCAUCAGAGGCAACGGUACAGAUCUAUGCACGGGGUUACAUUAUGAUGUUGUUGUCAAUGGCACUUUUCGCGGACAAGUUUGGUGUUAGGGUUCAUUUGCGGUGGCUUCUGUAUGUUGCGGAUCUUGACGGGCUCGGCAAGUACAACUGGAGUUCAACCACUUUGUCCUGGUUGUACAGGUGGGGGAGGUUCCUGCCAAUGUCGGAUGAGAAGGGUCCUCGGGUCAUCGCAACCCGACAUAGAUUAGACAUGCUUAGUGAAAAUGAUUUCAUUUGGAUGCUGUACAACGAUCUUGAGGUUAUUCAAGUAGUGCAUCCUGAUAUUCUAAGGCCUGAGCACACGCUGUUGUGGAAGUCGACCAUUGCAUUGAUCUACUUUGCCGUAAUUGAGUGGCAUCAGGUUGAUAGGAUUUUAUUCUAG